UAGGAUUUUCUUUUGCGAAGUAUAUCUAUCAGUCUGUCGGUCUGGAUUCAAACCUCCCCCUCAUCUAUAUAAACAACUCUUGCUUCGGAGCUCGGUGAGCAGCACACAGGAUAAAGAAAUAUGGGCUCUACUGCAUUUGGUUGGCGACCACUGAGUGUGGGCAUUGUUGGUGGUGGGAUUGGGGGUCUUGCGGCUUCGAUUGCGCUGCGACGUGCGGGCCAUGAGGUGGUCAUCUACGAACGACAUGAUUUUGCGGGUGAGGUGGGUGCUUCGAUCUCUUGCGCGGCGAAUGGUACGCGGUGGUUGCAUGAAUGGGGGGUGGAUAUCGCCAAGGGGGACCCCGUCGUGCUGAAGAAGUUGAUCAACCGCGACUGGAAGACAGGAGAGCCGGUCAGUGUGUAUGACUUGGAUGAUUAUGAAGAGCGAUGGGGCUACGUCUACAACAUGUUCCAUCGGCAAUAUAUGCAUGCCAUGUUGAAGGACUGCGCGCUGCAGGAGGAAGGCGUCGGUGCUCCGGUCACGCUUAAGGUGAACCACAAGUGCAAGGACAUCGACCUAGAGAACGGUGUGAUAACCUUCGACCAUGGUGCAACUGUCCGCCACGAUCUUAUCGUGGGCGCUGAUGGAAUCGGAUCCGCUGUGCGAGGCAUUAUCGGCCUUCACCCCGAGAAGACACCUGCGGCAUCGAGCUGCUUGCAUGCCAACGUCCUCACCGAGGAUGCGGUCCGCCUGGGGCUGGUGGAUUAUUCCCAAGAUAGCGCCUUGGAAUACUGGGGCGGCCAGGAAGGCAAGUGGGAUAAGAUCGUUCUCUCGCCCUGCAACGGCGGGAAACUGCUGUCCUACUACUGCUUCUUCCCUCGCGAGAAAGGAGACUUCACGAGCCACACUUGGGGUGGAGAAGACCGUCCGGUCGAGGAGCUGCUCGCUCCCUACCCAGAAUUGGAUGAACAGGUCCGCUCUCAUUUGGCUAUCGGGAUAGAGAUUAGGCCAUGGCGCCUGUGGGUGCAUCAGCCAUACCAGUACAUCACGAAGAAUAUGGUCUGCCUUUUGGGUGACGCAGGACAUCCGAUGAUGCCCCAUCAGAGUCAGGGUGCCUGCAUGGCCAUUGAAGACGCCGCAGCCCUUGGACUAAUCUUCAGCAAGGCCUACUUCUCCGGUGAUGUUGCGGCAGCAUUGUCAGUCUAUCAGAAGGUGCGACUGCCUCGAGCUACCAGAGUCCAGGCAGCCUCAGCCAAGGCAGCAUAUAACAUCAAUGAGCGUAUCGGCUUCUCCAGCAACACUGACAUUCCAAACUACAAGGUUGAGGAUGAGCAGAAGAAGCUCACAAUCGAAGAGAUGAAUGCGUACGACAUGUACAUGGACAUCGAGGAAGUUCUGUCCCAAGAAAAUGGGUCUUCGUUCGACAAGGCGUUCAUCCGGGGUCUGCCUGUCGGGCUGAAGCUGUCAAAUGGAGUGGUCAUCGGAGAGCAAGUGUCCCGUCAGAUCCAUUUGUAAAAUGCUCAUUCCUGCGCUUCUUCCUCCCGUGCUUUGAGAUACCUCAUUUGCUUCUUGUAUAUGAUAAUGCUUUGUGAUUAUGCCGUGAAUCUGUCAUGUCA
Aspergillus saccharolyticus JOP 1030-1 is the source of this 1595-nucleotide messenger RNA. RefSeq names its product putative salicylate hydroxylase. Bases 121 to 1494 code for a protein of 457 amino acids. The transcript is spliced from 6 exons. Gene Ontology annotation, molecular function: FAD binding; monooxygenase activity. Lineage: Eukaryota; Fungi; Ascomycota; Eurotiomycetes; Eurotiales; Aspergillaceae. The record is from RefSeq and is a predicted model, not a curated record.